Messenger RNA from Ophidiomyces ophidiicola, 1245 nucleotides. RefSeq lists its product as uncharacterized. Gene Ontology annotation, molecular function: RNA polymerase II C-terminal domain binding. Gene Ontology annotation, cellular component: RNA polymerase II, holoenzyme. Gene Ontology annotation, biological process: mRNA 3'-end processing. The coding region runs from base 1 to 1245 and encodes 414 amino acids. NCBI's taxonomy places the organism in Eukaryota, Fungi, Ascomycota, Eurotiomycetes, Onygenales, Onygenaceae. The record is from RefSeq and is a predicted model, not a curated record. The transcript has 5 exons.
AUGUCCUAUACAGAUGAUGCUGUCAAAGCAAAGCUCUCGGCGCUUAACGAGACGCAAGAAUCCAUUGUAACCGUUGCACAAUGGGUGAUGUUUCAUAGGAGACAUGCAGACCGCACCGCACAGCUCUGGCUGGAAAAGUUACGCGAUGCAAAUUCUGCCAAACGGCUCAAUUUGAUAUAUCUUGCAAAUGAAGUUGCACAGCAAUCCAAAGCAAGAAGAAAAGAAGACUUUUUGAUCGCUUUUUCUCCGAUCAUUGCCGAUGCCACGGCCACUGCCUUCAAAGGUGCAUCAAACGAUAUCCAGCAGAAAUUGCGACGCGUCGUGGAAGUGUGGAGGCAAAGACGCAUCUUCGAAAUGCCAAUCCAGGAAGCUGUCGAGGCUCGAGUAGAUGACGUUGAUAGAUCCCGGUCCUCCGGGAAAAAACAACUACUCGGCGGCUCCCUGUUCUCAACCUCUAGCGGUUCCCUUCCCCCCGAAUUACAACCAUUAGCUCCUCUGCAGCUUGCUGUUUCAAAAGCGGCCAUGUCCUCGAGUACUGCAGUAUCGAAUGCAAACUCAGAAUACGAGAAAAUGAAUGAGCCUACGGCUACAAUUCCAACGCCGCCAGUGCACGCUGCCCGAUUAAGCCAGCUUCUAAAAUCUCUCGCCAGUGCCGAAAGCUCUGUUUCUGAAAUAAUCAAGUCCCGCCAAAGUCUUAUUGAAGGCCUCGAAAAGCUACUAGAUACAAAUCGUGCAGCAUUUACUGCAGAGAAGGCUCAAUUUGAAAGCAUAUUUGCGCGUAAAACCGAGACUGAGAACAAGAAACGAGAGGUCGAAGACGCCAUCAUGCGGAAUCUUGCUGCAGAAAGCCCUCAGGGCGAUGGUGAUAUGAACUGGAUGGGCCCCGGUGCGGGCAAUGGAGACCACGAACUCGAAGCUCCCGCCGUGGAAGAAUUGACCCCGCCGCCAGUGGAAGCCCUCACACCUGUAGGAUCACCAAAACUAAACCCAACCCUCAAUCCUGGAAUUCCUACCAGCGAAAGUCUACCUAUUGGUGGCCUUAGCCAUGAUAAGAGCGUUGACUUACCUUUUCCAAGUGCUCACCCUCCCACGGAGCUCCACCAAGCUGAGAGUAGCUCCAGCUCCAAGAAACGCAAGGUGACACAUGAGAUGGACGAGUUCGCGGCGACUUUUGAAGGGGAUGCGAUGGCAGAUCUGGACGCUGAUGUGGCAGAGCUGCUGCGGCAGGAGAGCAAUAAAUAUUAA